AUGGAUAAGCAAAUCACCAGUUGUGUCAAUAAACUCGAGAAAGAACAACGAGACCUAAAAGCAAAGAACAUUGAAGUCCUUGGUGUUCGAGACAUCAAUCGACAAUAUGAACUCCUCAGUCAUUUACGAGCUUUGCUCCAAGAACGACUUGACCGUGGAGAUGUAUCGGCACUAUCUGUAAGCGUUGGGCCUUCUAUAGUCGAAGUCAUUCGCCAGAAUUCAAAGAAGGAACAACUUAUGGAAGAAUGCACUUGCAUCCUCUACUUUCUCAGCAUCUUUGAUCCAUAUUUCAAGAAAGGAGUUGCAAGGUUGUUCAAGUCACUUCAAGAUCAUCCAGGGAAUGACUCUAUUCAAAAGGCUAGUCUAGCUGCAAUUCGAAACGUUGUUGCAGCUAAUCGCGAUUCGCUUCCUCGAAUCUCACCAUCCAUCCCGGUCAUACUCGAUAGCAUGGAGAGGUACCCAGACAAUGUCGAUUUGUUGAGUAGUUCUGCCGAAAUUUUGGAGAACCUUGCAUCGCAUACGCCUAGUAAGGCCUUCUUUAUUGAAUGUGGUGCUCUGGAAAGUCUCAAAACCACAAUGAGAAAACAUUUGCACCUUGGACCACUACAAGCAACUAUUCUUCGCGCCAUGUCGAAUUUGUCGUUUGCAGCCGGUGUAGAUAUCCGAUCCGAUAUGCUUCCAAUCAUUUCCGUUGUAAUUGCCUCAAUGAGAGAAAAUCCUAGAGACACCAAGGUACAAAUGUAUGGAUUGAGCACGCUACAGAAUAUUUCUUCAGCAACACACGUUGCGAACCCGAUGCAUCGAAGUGCAGAAGGUCUUGUCGUUGACACCUUUCAUACUAUCCUGUCCAUCAUGAAAGUCCAUGUCGAAGAUGCUUCAAUCCAAGAAGAAGGAAUGAAAGCUUUGUACAGGACGAUGGAGAGUGCUCCCGACAAUAGAGAUCUCAUGAUCGACGAGGACGGUGUCGUGACUAUUGUCGAUGCCAUGACAAGAUAUUCGCACGCACUGGAAAUUCAAUCGCAAGGCCUCGCGAUCAUGCUCGCACUUGUGACGCAAAAUGCGGACAACCACGAACUACUUUUCUCCACCGGUGGCCUAGAUGUCUUGCUGGCAGCCUUGAUUACAUUCCCAGACAACGUUAACGUGUCAACUUAUGGAAUUCAAAUCUUGAAAGACUUUACUCGACUGUCGUUGGACUUUCAGCGAGCUGUAACUGCAAAAGGUGGUAUUAGUGUGAUUGUCACUUCAAUGAGAAAGCAUGCACACAAUGAAGAUAUUCAGGAUCCAGCCUUUGCGUGUAUGCGAAACUUGUGCCUGCAUCAAGAUAAUCGAGAGGCUGUGAAGAAGGAGGGCGCAAUCACAGUUUCCCUGACAAACAUGACGCAUUUCAAGGCGAACCCCGCCAUCCAAGCAUAUGGUUGCGAUGCUCUUGGGCGCUUGGCAACUAUUGCCAUGGAAGACAUUUUUUGUAACCAUGGAAUCGAAGUUGCUCUUGAAAGUAUGUCAGAGCAUCCGAGUCACGCUGGAGUGCAAGACCGAGCAUGCUUCCUGCUGCUGGCACUGUCAGAGCACCGCCCCGCACUGAAACACAUGAAAGAGUACAAUGUUCUGCCAAUUGUUCAGGCUGCUAGAGUUCCUCCUAAGGAACAAGCCCAAGAGCGAAAAAGUACUUUGGUCGGUCGAUUGGAGGGAAUGGAUAGACCGAGUCUUUGGGGAGCGUUGUCUAGAAAGCAGUAG
Messenger RNA from Cylindrotheca closterium, 1737 nucleotides. NCBI's taxonomy places the organism in Eukaryota, Bacillariophyta, Bacillariophyceae, Bacillariales, Bacillariaceae. The record is from the annotation of a GenBank genome assembly.